CUCUCUCAACUCGGCAAACAAACAAACACACAAACGUUUGUACACUUAAUGUUGUCAAGUUGAAUCCCAUACCUUUAUGUACAAAUGUAGAAGCAGUUACAUUAAGCUCAACUCUACUUUGGUUUAUAAACCGACAACUUUUGUGUAAUUUUUGUGUUUCUUGUUUUUUUUUGUAUCUACUAAUUGUAAUAGCAAUUAAUUUGGUUGCCAAUUGAGAGUCAUGGAGGAUCGACCUGAUGAUAGUUUGUGUUCCAAUGGAAGUUGUUCAUCUAUUGAUCAAAGUGAAUUAAAUACUGGUUCCAAUGCAACCGGUAACACUGUUAACCUGACUACCUCCAAUGGUAAUGGUAAUAAUGGUUCAAUUAAAUCGUCUCGAUUAUCCUUUAGUAUAAACCAUCUUUUAUCCAAAUCCUCUUCAACCUCACCAAAUGAAUGUGUAAAAAGUUUUGCCAAAAAUGUAUCACCACUCAAUGAUGAACCAAAUGGGGCAAAAAAUUUAACCUCAUCACCACCAACAGCAACCUCAUCAUCACCCAUUCCGGUAAUAGUUUCAUCUUCACCUUCAUCUUCAUCCAGGAUAACAACACUGUCCACAUCAACACCACCAACAACAACAUCUCUAGCAAGCAACAAUAACCAUUCAAACAGCAACAAUCAUCAUAACCAUAAUCAUCAUCAUCACCAUCAUCAUCAUCACAUCAAGGAUGAGUUAAUUGAUGAUUUAACGAGAAAUGGUAAAGUCAAAGGUAAUUUAAGUCCAAUUUCAUUUGGAAAUAAAUUAUCAUCAACUUUAAUCACAGGGUUAAAUAACAACAACAGUAAUAAUAAUAAUAAUAAUUCCAAUGCUAAUAGUAAUAAUAAUCAUUCUAAUCAUCAUUAUAACCGGUCAAUAUCAACAACACCACCACCAACUUUAUCAUCUUCAUCCUCUUCUUCAUCUUCAACCAAAACAGCCAAUAAUACAAUCAACAGUAAUUCCGGUAAUUCAUCGUUACCACCAAUGAAUCCACUUCGAUUUGAUGGUUCACUGAAAAGUUGUCCCGAUAAAGAUUUUGAUAAACCAAGUGUUAACCAUGACAAUGGUAAUGAUAACCUUAUGGCUACCAAUGCCUUUUAUCAUCAUUACAUUACCGAUGCAUUUAGUGAUUCAAUGUUAAGGCUUCACGGUGUCCACCCUCACCAUCCUCAUCAUCCUCACCAUCCACAUCACCCCUUGUACCAUCAUCCUCGUCACCCGUUAGCCAAUGGAAACCAGGUUGCUCUUCACUUAACGGGAAGACCCUUUCAACCAGGUCAUCCUUUCCUGCCCAUAGCGAAUCCCUUUUUUACACCUUACUUUCGUAAACCGAAGCGAGUUCGAACAGCGUUUAGUCCAUCUCAAUUAAUGGAACUUGAAAGAGCCUUUGACAAGAAUAAUUAUGUCAUUGGCAAUGAAAGGAAAGAGCUUGCCAAAAAAUUGAAUCUCGGUGAAACACAGGUUAAAGUUUGGUUUCAAAAUAGACGAACCAAGGCUAAAAGGCAAAAGCAAGAGGACGAAGAUGGUUCCUAUCAAGUGUCCAAUUCAGGGAAACGCGGUGAACCCGAUGAAAGUGAAUGCAUGUCUGAAGGUGAUGAAGACGAUGACACUGAAAUGGAAAUGUCCAAUGGAUAUGGUUCAUCAGCAUCUCCAACCAAACUAACAACCAAUCCAAAUGAACAUCUACAUCAUCGUUGAAAAGCUAUUCACCAGCUUAGGAAAGGAUACAAAAGAAACCAAAAAAGGAUCUCAACAUUAAUAGUUUUUAAGUUAAUUUUGAACAUUGGUCAUCACCAAACCACCAAUCAUCAUCUCUUGACCAUCACAAACAAAGUAUCGUCUCAUCAUCAUCUUGUUCUUCCUCAUCUUUCCCUCUAAUCAUCAUUUUAAUUAAAAGUAACUAAAUUUCCACCUUCACCAUAUUUACAUGAUUAAAGACAAGAUUAUUCAUUGUUUAUUCAUUAACAAUUUCAUGCCAUAUUUAAUGAUGAUCAUUAUUAUUAUUGAUAUACAUAAUUAUAAAUACAGUUGUGUCAUGUUUUCAAAAACAUUGAGCAAAGCGCAAAAUGUCAAUCAAAUAAAAUUGAAAAGCAAAGUUGAA
This is a messenger RNA of Tetranychus urticae (two-spotted spider mite), 2117 nucleotides long. RefSeq lists its product as uncharacterized. Gene Ontology annotation, biological process: regulation of transcription by RNA polymerase II; brain development; neuron differentiation. NCBI's taxonomy places the organism in Eukaryota, Metazoa, Arthropoda, Arachnida, Trombidiformes, Tetranychidae. Gene Ontology annotation, cellular component: nucleus. The record is from RefSeq and is a predicted model, not a curated record. Gene Ontology annotation, molecular function: DNA-binding transcription factor activity, RNA polymerase II-specific; RNA polymerase II cis-regulatory region sequence-specific DNA binding.